AAGCACGAUGCCUCCAACUGCCGCCAUACGGAAUGCACCAACACGAGAUCGUGGAAGAACCAUGUUCAAAGCCGACCUUCCGAGCACCAUAUCGGCUCAGCCCCAUGGAGCUAGCCGACAUGAAGAAACAGAUCGAGUAUCUCCUCGCAAAAGGACUCAUCCGACCAUCCACUUCACCAUACGGUGCCCCAGUACUCUUCACACCGAAUCCAGACGGAAGCCUGCGCAUGUGCAUCGAUUACUGAGCUCUCCAUCAAGAACAAAUACCCAAUUCUACGAAUCGAUGACCUGCUUGACCAACUUCGGGGAGCCACAGUAUUUUCCAAAUUGGAUCUGCGGUCCGGAUACUGGCAGAUACGAAUGGCGGACAAUUCCAUCCACAAAAUUGCCUUCCAAACGCGGUAUGGGUCGUACGAUUAUCUGGUCAUGCCGUUCGGACGCACCAACGCACCGGCAACCUUCCAAGUCGAAAUGAACCACAUCCUACGCCCACUCUUG
Molecule: messenger RNA, 498 nt
Organism: Closterium sp. NIES-67
Lineage: Eukaryota; Viridiplantae; Streptophyta; Zygnematophyceae; Desmidiales; Closteriaceae
Source: the annotation of a GenBank genome assembly